Molecule: messenger RNA, 3129 nt
Organism: Pseudomyrmex gracilis
Lineage: Eukaryota; Metazoa; Arthropoda; Insecta; Hymenoptera; Formicidae
Gene: CNT2
Product: solute carrier family 28 member 3-like
Exons: 13
Coding region: 422-2197 (591 amino acids)
Biological process (GO): nucleoside transmembrane transport
Cellular component (GO): membrane
Molecular function (GO): nucleoside:sodium symporter activity
Source: RefSeq, a predicted model, not a curated record
AGUUACAAAGUGACGAGAACGCUUUUGCGAUUGUACAUAUGUGUAUUUUCACGUGUUAUCGGGUUUUUUCUUUAUUAAGCUACUUGAGUAUUUAUCGCGAGUUGAGUAUUUAUCUCAAGAUUAAUCGAUACGAGAAUUAACGUGAAAUCUAGGUACAAAAUUUUAUCAGUUUGCGGAAUCACGAAGAAAAAUGCAAUUAAACGAGAACCUUUGAAAUAUAACUCGUUUCGAUAAAAUAUGGCUCAGUGAUAUACGAUACAAGUAUUUAUCCACGUGACAUGGUGUUUUUCUUCUCGUUUUUCGGAAAAACACGUUUCUUGUGUGUGUGUGCGCGUCUGUGUAUGUGUGUGUGUAUAUAUAUUUAACAGUGUUUCGAAAGGAACGACGGAAGAGCAAAUAUACAUCUCAAUCGAAACAUAAGAUGUCUGGACAAGAGAAUCAUUCGUUUGAAGAGAAUGACCUAGACGUGAUAGAAACUGGUCACAGAAAAACUGAAUCUAUUACGAAUCACAAUGCUAGCCCUUAUAACAAGUCAAGAAAAUCAAAUGCGCUCUAUGCCUAUGUUUCCAAACAUCGAAAAGUGUUUAAGACGUUUGGCUUUAUAAUUUUAUAUCUGUUCAUUAUAGCUUAUGUCGUUUAUGCGGGUAUAUAUUGGAAAAAUAACAACAAUGAUUACAAUCUUCAGUGGUGUGAUGGUUACGGUUUGCUACUUUUACUUGUAGGAAUUAUUCAUAUCAGCUUAUUUUAUUUUUUAAUUAUAAAACGAUAUCUUUCAAAGUACAUUGCACAAUGUUGCUGGCCAGUAACGAAUUUCUUGAUGCGCUUCCGAAGUAUCAAAUACGGUACGCGUAUCGGAGCGAUAAUCUUUUACUUACUAGUACUACUAGCUGUUAUUAUUUUUCUUAUUAUCGAUACCGCAGAACAUAGAUACAGAUUGAUUAGUAUCCUUGGAGUUAUUGUCUUAUUAGGGGUUGGAUGGAUAUUCUCUAAACAUCCCGAACAAAUCAAGUGGAGAACUGUUUUUUGGGGCCUGAUUUUGCAGUUUUUGCUUGGACUUAUUAUGCUUCGAUGGCCUGUUGGUCGUAGUAUUUUUGAAUGCAUAUCCAAUAAAGUGGCCACUUUCUUAAAUUUUGCUAAAGCAGGUUCUAGAUUUGUAUUCUCAAAUGAACUAGUUGAUAAAAUAGCAGUCUUCGCGUUUACCGUGUUGCCUGUGCUCUUCUUCUUCAGUUUUUUCGUGCAAAUUUUAACUUAUCUUGGUGCAAUGCAAUGGAUUAUUUUAAAACUAGGAUGGGUUUUACAAAGCAUAAUGGGUACGACGCUCUGUGAGUCAUUAGUCGCCGCUGCUAAUCCCUUUAUCGGAAUGUCAGAAUCUCCUUUAAUGAUCAAACCGUACAUCAACCAAUUAACUUCCUCGGAGUUGCACGCUGUAAUAAGCUCAGGAUUUUCUACGGUUUCUGGCUCCGUAUUAGCUGCUUACAUAUCAUUUGGCGCAAAUCCGACUCACUUAAUCAUCUCAUCCGUGAUGUCCGCGCCAACUUCUUUAUACUAUUCCAAGCUUUUUUAUCCAGAGACCGAGCAAAGUCUCACGAAAUAUGAUAAUAUCAAGCUUGAAAAGUCGUCGGACACCAGCAUUAUAGAUGCUGCUACAAAUGGCGCGUUGGCCGCACUCCCAAUUAUUCUGGGUAUAAUCGCGAACAUCGUUGCUUUCGUGUCUUUUAUUGCAUUCGUAAAUGCGGUGUUUUCCUGGUGCGGCGGUCUCGUUGGGUAUGAAGCUUUAAGUCUCGAGAUUAUCUUGGCAAAAAUCUUUAUGCCACUGAGUUGGAUUAUGGGCGUUCCUUGGGAUGAAUGUGAAAAAGUAGGAAUGUUAAUAGGUUUGAAGGUAGUAAUCAAUGAACUAAUUGCUUAUCAACGAAUGGGAGAAUUGAAAGAUCUAUCUGCAAGAUCAAAAGCGAUCGCCACAUUUGCGGUUUGCGGUUUCGCAAAUCCAAGUUCAAUCGGUAUCCAGAUCGGUUUGUUUUCUUCUUUGGCGCCAGAGAAAAAGGAACAAGUAACACGUGUCAUUCUGCGAUCAUUUGUCGUCGGCAGCGCCACCUGUUUUCUUACAGCUAGCAUUGCUGGCAUACUAAUUGACGAAAUUCCUUCGCCUUCUAAUAAUAGCACUACUACAAUGUCAAACAUUACUACAUGGCAACACUAAGUACUUCUAAUGUGACUUUUUAAAACAUUGCACAUAUAUAUGAACAAAAAAAAUGAUAUUACAUUAAUAUUUAUUCUAAUAUCUAAAUUUAAUUAGAGAAACAUGAUGUCUGUUUUAAUAUGAUUAACUAUAACAACUUGUGAUUACACUAUUAUUAUAUCUUUAUAAGUUAUCUUCAAAGUUAAGAUAAUUAAGUCGAUAAUACUUAAAAAUCACAAAAAAAAAUGUAGACUGAUACAAGAAGCAUUCGAAAAACGCUCGAAAGAUUCAUUUUAUCUUUAUCUUAUGAUAAGUGACGUUUGAUAGAACUCUUAAACUUAUAACUUAUAUAGGAAAACAAUUUAAGGAGAAACUUUUAUCGUAUUUUUUAAUCGUAUUUUUUUAUGUUAUGUUACUUUGAAGAAAGAAUUUUGUGAAGAAAGAAAAGGUCAUUUUAUGUUUUUUAUAUAGAAUACUAUAUUUUUGUUUUGAUAUUAUUAAUAUACAGGAAAAAACGAGUUCAGAAUAUGUCUUUGUUAAAGAUAAAAAAUUCUUUUUUUGCAGUGACAUUUUAUUAAAAAAACACGAUAAAAGUGUCCUUAAAGUUUUGUCCCAUUACCUACCAUUCAAAAGUUAUAUCAAACGACAACACUCGUGAGACAUUUUGUAUAUCUAAUGAAAGAUAAAGAUGACGCUAUAUAAUGUUAAUAACGCGCUCUUCAAAUGCACUCAUAGUAACUAAUAUUUAUAUCUUGUAUUAUAUUUUACGAGUAAACUAUUUAUGUAUAUAAAACCUAACAUCUCUAAUUUGUCAUUAGAACGAUUUGUUUGUUUGUUGCAUUACAACAAUUCUUUCUCUUUACGUAGUCUUUAAUAAGUUACUUUAAAAAAAAUAACAAGUAUAUAAAGAACUACUGAUAUAACUAAUUGUAAUUAUGCAAGUAUAUUAUUAA